Puntigrus tetrazona (Sumatra barb) is the source of this 1378-nucleotide messenger RNA. RefSeq names its product SFT2 domain containing 3 (gene sft2d3). Bases 460 to 1134 code for a protein of 224 amino acids. The transcript has a single exon. Gene Ontology annotation, biological process: vesicle-mediated transport. The record is from RefSeq and is a predicted model, not a curated record. Gene Ontology annotation, cellular component: membrane. NCBI's taxonomy places the organism in Eukaryota, Metazoa, Chordata, Actinopteri, Cypriniformes, Cyprinidae.
UUUAGUACACGAGCUAUUUCCCAUAAAAGGUGUUUAUUCUCCACCUGUAAAUAAUAAAUACAUUAUUGAUUCAAAAGUUUACAUUAUUUGUGAUUAUGGAUUGUAGUAGCGCACGCCUCGACUUCUGUGAUCAACACAAACAACUUUCACAAACCAUGUAGGAAAAGGACACGCCGUUUUAAAGUGUGUAAAGUCACACAAACCAUUUUUUAAAUUAACCAUAUUAAACAAAAAAUAGUCUCUUCAUUCUUCCUCCUAGAGAUCGAAGUCUCUUAUUCCUUUGAACUUUUCACAUAUUCCAGUCAUGGAAAGUAGUUUUAAAUUAAGUAUCUUUUAAAUACAGAAAAAUAAGGGGUCAUUGUACCACGUGGGCGUAUAUCCGUCGCAUACAGCAACGUCACAGUAAAUCGUUGUCAUCGCAAUGCCACAACUUCCUGUUUGCGAUCCACACAUUAAAUAAUGGCUGAAUUAAACAGACAGCUCCAGGAAUAUUUGGCUCAAUCUAAAAGCGGCGCAAAGACGAUAUCACAGUCCAGUUCCAGCACUGCAAUAGACAUCGAUGAAUCCACCUCGGUGCCGGGGAGCUGGUUCGGCAGGUGGUCGAGUCCGUUCUCUGGAUCCAGCAGCCGUGGACCGUCAUCAGGCCAAGGAUCGAGCAGCGGCUUCUCGUGGCCGUGGUCAUCAGAGCCUGACCCGUGUUUGCCGGGCAUGAGUCGUUCCCAGCGGCUGAUCGCGUUCGGAACGUGUAUUUUCUUCUCUGCUCUGUGCUUUGGACUGUCGGCGCUUUACGCUCCUUUACUCUUACUGAAAGCGCGUAAGUUCGCUCUGCUGUGGUCGCUCGGAUCCGUGUUCGCUCUCCUCGGGGCGGCGAUCCUCCGCGGACCCAGUAAACUCAUUGCGACUCCUACACCGGGAGCCGCGGUGUACCUGUGCUCUCUGGUGGGCACUCUGUAUGCGGCGCUGAACCUUCACAGCACGCUGCUCACAGCGCUUGGAGCCUGUUUUCAGAUCGCUGCUAUUGUCGGUUACAUCGUGGCUUUGUUGCCGGGUGGGAGUGCUGGGAUGAGGUUCGUCGGUGGCAUGGCAGCGUCCGCUAUUAAAAGAACUGUGACUGGUAAAGCCAUGCCUAUAUAAUAAGGCAUUUCACGCACUGGGACUUUUGUAAAUCACGGAAGAUACUCUGUUUUCGCACAUUUUUUGAGUGACUGGUCUGGAGUUCAGCGUAAACCGCAUUCUGUGGAUGGGGACAUCUAAAUGUGUUGUGACUUCCACUGUGACAGGGACCAUACCUAUGACCAAGACAUCAAAUACUACUUACCUUUUAAUGUUUCUGAACUGUUCUUGAUAGUUAACUUUUUGUAAAUAAACUUAAACAUUA